AUGUGGGUGUUCGGGGGCUACGGCAGCAGCUCCACCUACUACAACGACACCCAUCGCUUCUCCCUGGAGGAGCACAAGUGGGAGUGCGUGCUGGCGGCAGGGCGCUCGUGCUCGCCGGUGGGUCGGCAUUCGCACGUGGCCGUGGUGCACGCGGACUCCAUGUACGUGUUCGGGGGCAUCUCCCGCGCCAAGGGCAACGCAGAACUCAACGACCUCCAUCGCUUCGCCUUCCGAGACAAGUGGUGGACCAAGGUGGCGGCGCUGGCGGAGAGGAGCGGCUCGCUGCCGAGUCCUCGGUGGGGUCACACGGGGGUGUGCCACGAGGGUGCUCUCUACGUCUUUGGCGGCUUCGCCGGCACCUACUCCGCUGAACUGUGGCGCUUCACAUUCAAAACGAGCACGUGGGAGCUGAUAGAGCCGCAUGGCUCGUGCCCCUCGCCGCGGCACCUGCACGCAGCCACGGUGUACGAGGGCCGGAUGUACGUGGGUGGCGGGUACAGUCGCGUCUUCCACGGCGAUCUCUUCGAAUACGACUUUGGCACGGGGGUGUGGACGCGGCUCUCGAGUGAUGCGCCGGCACUGCGGGGCCACAGCAUGACGGGGUGGAAGGGCCACCUGUACGUCUGCGGUGGGAGGGAGCAGAAGGGCAAGCAGCACAAGGCCACCACGACCACGACCACGACCACCACCGGCAGCAGGUUCUGCUCCCUCUACCGCUACAGCCUCCAGCACGACCGAUGGGAAAAGGUAACGCCUUUCGUAGGCGAGGGCGACGAGCUUCCGCCGGCGAGGCACUUUCACAGUGCCGUGCUCUAUAAGGGCCUCUGGUAUCUCUUUGGCGGCAUCACCGCCCUCAACAGCAACGACGUCGUGCGGUAUUGCUUCGAAAAGGUGGAAGGGCGAGUGCUGGCGAGCAGGCGCGUGGCUGGGGACUUUCGAAUGCUCUUCAACAGCGAGUUGUUCAGCGACAUCUCCUUCCUGGUCCACGGCCACAAGUUCUUCGCCCACAAAUGUGUGUUGUAUGCGCGUUGCGACCGAUUCCGUGCAAUGCUCGGCUGCGGCAUGCGGGAGGCAGCCCAAGAGGAGGUCUCGCAGACGCCUCCACCCCCUCCCAUCACUUCUUCUUCUUCGUCCUCGUCCUCCUCGUCGUCGUCCUCCUCGGCACCAUGCCCAGCUGCGGCGUCAUCGUCUUCGUCAUCGUCGGUACCACCACCAGUGCAUGUUGCGGUUCGGCUGUUCGUCGUGGCCGACUACUACAUGCUCGAUGGCCUCAAGGCAACAUGCGAGAUGGUGAUAGGGCGGGACGUGAUGGAGGAGAACAAUGUGCUGCCCCUCUUGGAACUCGCCAUCCUCCACCAUGGCUCUGCGCUGCUCCGCUACGCCGUCGAUUGGAUUGCUGACCGGCAGGACAUGAUCGAGGUGGGCGGCAGUGAUGACGCCCAACAGCAGCGCCGCCAUGAGUGGCACCAACGUUUGCGAGGGCUAAGCAAAGACGCACAGAAGGUGCUGCGCCAACGGGGCAUUCUGCCUCGCAAGAAAAAGAAGCAGCUGCCCAAGCCAACCGUUUUACCAAACUAA
Acanthamoeba castellanii str. Neff is the source of this 1578-nucleotide messenger RNA. RefSeq names its product Kelch motif family protein, putative. NCBI's taxonomy places the organism in Eukaryota, Discosea, Longamoebia, Acanthamoebidae. The coding region runs from base 1 to 1578 and encodes 525 amino acids. Gene Ontology annotation, cellular component: cytoplasm. The transcript has 11 exons. The record is from RefSeq and is a predicted model, not a curated record. Gene Ontology annotation, molecular function: chromatin binding; protein binding.